This is a messenger RNA of Branchiostoma belcheri (Belcher's lancelet), 2173 nucleotides long. RefSeq names its product zinc finger protein 474-like. The record is from RefSeq and is a predicted model, not a curated record. Bases 357 to 2132 code for a protein of 591 amino acids. Lineage: Eukaryota; Metazoa; Chordata; Leptocardii; Amphioxiformes; Branchiostomatidae. The transcript has 6 exons.
UCUUUAGUGCAUUUUUAUCAUGUAUCGUCUUCAAGAAGGAAAAGUUUUUCCCUAAGGAAUUGUAGCUAAGACCCUCCCUGUAGCAACGGCACGCGUUCUCCAUAGCAACGUGUACAUGCAGGCGGCUCCGCCCAGUGCGUCAAACGUUACUAGGCAGCCGGGCGGCCCAUAACAAAAGCCGGCCAUGGCGGUGACUGUCUUACAACACUGACUCACACACAGAAAUCUUGGACAAUGUCAGACAGUCCAGAUAUAAGGAUCCCGCUAUCCCCCAUGGGAGAUCAUCAGGACUUGAAGCUUGUAGCAGGCAGUCACGCAUCACCCACUUCUGCCGAACCUGAGUCCUACACCCUGGUAUGCAGGUGUGCUACAUCUGUGGGAGACAGUUUGGCUCCCAGUCUAUAAGCCUACACGAGCCCAAGUGUCUGGAGAAGUGGCACAGGGAGAACUACAAGUUACCUGCCAGUCAGCGAAAACGGUCGCCGGUUAAGCCAUUUUCGUUGCCACAUAUAGACGGCCCUCAGACCAGACCCCAGGAAAACAAGGGGACGUCAAAAAAGGAAACUGUUUCACGACUUGAGAGGCCAAAGACUAGAACCCUGGAGAGGCCAAAGACGAGGACGCUGUCCAAGAGACCGCCGAGACCAGGCACUGCUACGUUAGAGAACCCCUCACUUCCUGAUCACCAAAUCAUUGACAUUGACCAAUCCCCACGGACUUCGCAAGGAAUCCCUAUUGUGUCUCCAAGGUUAGAUCUUCCUGAGGUUUCUCCUCGAUCAAGGCAGCAUACCCGGUCUGGUAGUUCAUCGAGCACACCCAUCUCCAGGCCCGAGUCUAAAGGCACUGCAAAUAAUUCAAGGUCUUCUAGUCAAAAGAUUGACAACAACAUGUCCAGCAAAGGCAAGUCAGGAAGUGCGAAGGCAAAGAGAAUAGCCCGCCCAUCCACAGUCACACUACGUGAUGACAGUGAGGGUGGAUCAACCAAACCUAAGGCAAACCUUCCUACAGUCGCACCGAAAAGGCCCACGUUCCGGGUGUGCUACAUCUGUGGGAGAGAGUUCGGGUCCAAAUCGUUAUCAAUCCAUGAACCCCAGUGUAUCGAGAAGUGGAAAGCAGAAAAUGCCAGGCUACCAAAGCACCUGCGCAGGCCCACACCUGUGAAACCACAGGAGGUUGCGGUUACAGGUGGAGGCAGCUACAAUGUGGAUGCAGCUAACGAAGCAGCCUGGCAGAGCUCUCAGGCCAGUCUGGUACCCUGUCCUACAUGCGGGCGUACCUUUCUGCCCGACCGUCUUCAAGUGCACCAGAAGAGCUGUAGACCCAAGGACGGCAGCGGCGCUCACAAGACCACCCCCUCUGCCACUGCCACCUCCUCUCCUCCUAAAGGAGGGGCUGUGCCUAAAUCAUCAUCAUCGUCGACCCCACCUCAGAAGCCCCGGACCGUCGUGUGCUACAUCUGUGGCCGGGAGUUUGGCUCCAAGUCUAUCGACAUCCACGAGCCGCAGUGCCUGAAAAAAUGGCGGCUGGAAAAUAAGCAGCUUCCACGUGACCAGAGACGACCCGAACCCAAGAAGCUUGGAUCGUCGUCAAUGAGUGCAGAGGAAAGGAAUGAAGCAGCGUGGAAGAGCGCCCAAUCUCAGCUGGUGCCCUGUGGGAACUGUGGACGCACUUUCCAGCCUGACAGGCUGGCAGUCCACCAGCGCAGCUGCAAGACCAAGGGAGGAGCAUCAGGUGCUGCAGGUGGCCCUAACUUGUCAAAAACCUAUCCUACUCCAACGAAGUCUAAGACCCCAGUUGUCCGCCGCCCAGCCACCGUGGUGUGCUACAUCUGUGGUCGGGAGUUUGGGACCAAGUCCAUCUCCAUCCAUGAACCGCAGUGCCUGAAGAAAUGGCACAUAGAGAACGAUCAGCUACCCAAGUCCAUGCGACGCCCAGAACCCAAGAAACCAGAAGUUAGACCAAUCACAGGAGGAAAUGCUUCUGGAUCCUAUGAUAUUGAAGCGAUGAACGAGGCUGCGUGGCAGGCGUCCCAGGCUAACCUGGUGCCGUGUCCAAUCUGUGGCCGGACCUUCUUGCCAGACCGACUGGUGGUCCACCAGAGGAGCUGCAAACCCAAGAAGACAGCAGAGUAAGGCUGGACCAUUGGUGUAACAACAUCUAUAGUCAUAUGUAG